AGAUACAAAUCAGUGGAAUACGAAUGCAUCUAUUUUUUGUGGAAAAAAUUGAAAAAAAUUGAAAAUGUCACGAAAAUCGGAUAGGAGUGUUAUGAGCUCGGAUAAUUUGACCAAACAAAUCAUCGAACUGGGUCAAAAUAAAGAAUUUAGCCAAUUGCAAGAACUCCUUGCGAAGUGUGAUACAAAACUGCUUGAACGAACAAUCGUUAAGCGAAUUGAUCGAUCGGAUGCGACGAUUUUAUGGAACUAUCUUUUGAUUGGAUGCGAAUCGAAUUCGGGUUCGAUGAACAAUACCCGUUUUUCCAUUUUGAUGGCCAUGCUACAAGAGAUGAACAAAGUUGAAAUCACAUCGAAACAAACAUUCGAUUUAAUUACACGCACUUUUAUUGAACUACCCAAGUUGCGACCACAAGAACUGAUUCAAUUGUGUCAAUAUUGUGUUGAUUCAUUACGAGUUGGCGAUCCCAAAUGCACCGGAUGGAAAGAGCUAUUUCCAGAGCUAUUAAAAUUGCUGAGUGAUAUGCCAAAAAUCAUUGUCCAAAAUGAAGUGAAAACUGGAAGUGAGUUCUGUGAUUCGCAAAUCAAAAAUUUGCUCGCAUCAAGAUGGCCCGAAACAGUUUUAAGUAGUAUUGGAGCAAUGUUUUUGGAAAUGCCAAUAAUGAAGAAUGACAAACUUUUAAUUUUGAAUAAACUCUGCGAAAAUCUGAUGAAAUUGGAACCGCAAGAGUUACCAACGCUUGCAUUUCAAUUGUUUACAUUGAGCACGACACCGGCCCAACUAAUGGUACCUUUGAUUAGUUUGAAUCAGUAUUUUCAAAAAUAUCUGUACCAGAAACAACUUGAUCAAUCGACAGAUAGUGAACCGCUGAAUUUCGAUAGCAUUGAUCGAUUCAGUGAUAAUGAUUUAUUGGCGGCUCAAAAUACAAUACUCUAUCAUUUGAGUAACUGUUCGGAAUACAAGAUCAGUGAAAAGGAAAUGGUUCAGCAGAUUCGAACUUUGGCGUCGAAUCCAAAAUAUGUUUUGACACCAUUCAUGUUGAGCGCAUUGUUGACGAUAUGCAAUGUUAGUCGUUAUUUGGAAUCGGUUCGGUUGUCUGUAUCUAGUACGCUACCGUUCAUUCGAACCGCCAUCCAAAAUAAUGAAAAAGAAAUGGGACUGUGCAAAAAUUCUGCAUGGUUCAGGGAUACACUCGAAUACUCUACUGUCAAUGUGCACAAAGUCUAUUCGAUUUUAGUUGAGCAAAGCAAAGAGGAUAUAUUCACUCCAGGUUUGGUUGGUAUGGCAUUUGUUCUAUUGAAGACACCACACUAUUCAAAUGUCAACAUUUUGGGCAUUCAUUUUCUUGAGGAGAUAGUGAGAGUACGACAUCAACUUGGCCUGGGAAUUCUAAAAAAUCUAAAAGAAUUUCUAUUCGCCGAUCAAGAUGCUCCGCAAUACACUGAAUGUUUAACAAAGUUGAGCAUAUCAAAUCCAAUGUUAAUCUCAGAGCAUACAGGUCAAAUAAAAGAAAUUAUCGACUUUUUCUUAUUGAUUCCCGGACAUCAUGCCAUGAGGAUGAUGACAUUCAUUGUUCCGUUGACCAAAUCGAAUACACAAAUUCGUGACUAUUUCAUUGAUAUGCUGCGCAAAGCAAUGUAUCAGAGUAAUAUGUCAACACGUCAAAUGGCCGUGUACGGAUUUUGUUUGAUGUUGAAACAGUUGCGAAGCAAUUCAGUUUGGCGAUCAUCGGCUCGCGGUAUGUCAACACAAUUGAGUAUAUCCGGUUUUUCCGUGAUGUCACAACAAUUACAGAGCAGCGGAAAUAAUCCGAACAACGCGUUUGAUAUGUGCGUGCUGGAAAUAAUCGGAAUUUUACGCAAAUGCUUUAAUCAAACAUAUGAAAUCAAAGAGAUACUUUACGAUGGCCUGAGCAAUGCCAUUCAACAAAAUUCCAAAUUGAUGCCGCACAUUUUUCAAUUUCUUGAAUGGCAUUUUCGGAGUUACUUCGAUGAAGUGGCCGACACCAUACAUAUCAAUUUCGAUAAGGCAAUCGAAAUCAAUCAAGGCGACAUUCAAAUCAAAGAUCACAUUGGCAAAUUACUGCAAUUCCUAACGCAAUGCUUCAUUCUACUCGAACAAAAUGGUUUGGAGUUUGAAGUCACCGAAUUCAAAGAAUUUUUCGAGAAAAUUCUCGAAAACAUUCACACAAUCACUUUGGAUCAAAUUGUUUUGGACGGUACAAUCACCCCAUUAAAAUGUCAGAUUGGACUUCAGUUUUUGAAUUGUCUGGAGAGUUUGAUGUAUUAUUCUUUGAAAAUGCAUAACAUUGAUGCUUCUUCAGUGUCCACAAUUAUUCGACUAUUUCAACAUCAUAAAAUGUGUCUCGAUCAACUUCAUGAAUUGGUUGCCGCUGCCAAAAAGGCAAACAGGAAAAAGAAUGAUGACGGCGAUUUGUCUGGUCAAUUAAGAGCCACAGUUCAAGUGAAUGUCUUAAAACCUGAGAAUGUUUGGGAUUUGAUUGCGGUACACGGAUUUUUGGAAGCACUAUGUCGACGAAGUCAGUCGCCAAAUUUGCUGUGGAAUGAAACCGAUUUUUGCAUUUACGUUUUAAACGUAACCCGCGCAAAGGUUGAGGAAAUGCGAUCGGCUCCUGAUUACAAACAAAUUAAAUAUAGUAAAUCGAACUAUAAGUACUUGCGUGAAAUAUCCGCACUCAUACUGAAGUUCUUCGUCAAAGAUUUGGCUAACAUGCUGGACGAUUUUGGUAUUGAAAUGGCACAUGCUGCGGUCAACUGUUUUCGAGAAUGCAUUUCCACGGCGACUGCAUUAUACGAACGAAAAUUCAUUGAAUUUUUGAAAAGUUUGGUUAUCGAAAAUGUGCAUUUAAAAGAUGUUAAUACAAAUUUGAUAAAUAUUUUACAACGCUUGAUCGAUAAAAUUGUAACAUCUUUUGAGAAUAACGAUGUCGAGCCCAAGCAUCAAGUAAUGAUGCGACAUCUAUUUCAAUGCUUGGAAAUGCUGUACAACCAUAUCGAUUUGACGCCGGAUGAAGGGAACGAUGUGCACAAAUGGUUGACCAAUUAUUGCAAAUCGCACCGAAUUGAGUUGCCGGAGCUAAAUGCUCUCGUUCACAAAAUCUUAUUUAUGCAGCGUAUUCGAACGGGAAAGGGGCCAAUAUUUGAAGGAAUUUCAAAGCAAAUCCAAGCAAAACUUGGACAAAUUGAAGAGGAACCGAAUGAGUCUAUCGAUGAACUGAAAUCAAUUGCCGAAGAAACAGCCGAAACAUGUUGUAUUCAGUUAUGCAAUGCGCUUCGAAAACAAAUCGAAGAAAUCGAAUACUUUAUACACAAAGUAAAGAGCUAUUGUGCUCAAAUAAAAACGGGCGGUCAAAAUGAAGAAGAUCGAAAAUUGUGUGAAAAUCGAAUGAUAUCAACGGAACGCCGAAUUUGUUCCCAAUUCAUAUUCAUAUCACGUGUAUGCAUCCAUCUGGGAAAUGCAAUGCAACCGGUCGGUCAAUGUACCGACAAUUUUACAAAACUAUUGAUCCAGCUUUAUGUGUGCUUGGCAAAUUUAACCAAACAUUUUAUAAAUCGUCAAAAAGUCUCACCAAUUUCAUACAAAUCCACAAAGUUCGAUCAAUUGGUGCAAACGAUUGGCAAAAAAUUGCCGUUAAAAAUUUACUCAAUGAUCAAUUAUAUUGAAGAUAAUAUUUUCGAACGGGAACAAGCGAAUGAGAACGACGAUGGUGCAGCGAAACGACUGAAGAAAAAUGACGCCAAAAAUCAAAAGGCACGACUAAUGCGUGACACAAAAAACAUUCCGAAAUUGAUUAAGAGCAUUGAAAAUUUCAAUAAAUUUGUGAUAUCGUUGAGUAAAAAAACGGAACAUGAUCUGAACAAAUGUCUACAUAUCGGAACGGUUAGAGAUUUUCGCAUAAAAACGAAAGAAUUGCGUGAAGCAAUUGAUAAAUUUCGGGACAAUGAUGAUGAGUCAAGCGGCGAGGAUGAGAUAAGUGACAGUGAUGACGAUGAAGAAAUCGAAGGUGAAGCUGAAAUUGUUUCGGUUGCUGGUACUGAAUCAGGUCUCAGCUCAGCCACAACUGGAUCAACGGGUUCCAUAAUCCAAGAGGUGAACCAUGACGCAAGCCUAAAAACAAGCGUAAUGAAGAAUUUGAAUGCAAUCAAUAAGCGAGCAAACAAGCGAAAAAAACAGCCAAAUGAUAGUGUUGAUGAGGCCGAAAAUAAUAAUCAAAAUCGUCGUAAAAUACGAAAAGAAAAUGAGACAGUUGAACAAAAAACUGACGUAACCACAACAAGACGUUCAAAUCGACGAAAUCCAACGAAAUAGACGAAAUGAGAAAAUAUAUCGUAGUUUUAGAAUUGAACUUACCCAUCAUGGUAUUGAAUGCACGCAUUUAGCAAAUGUCUUAUGUCUUCGAUGUGCUAAAAUAUGUAUUGAACAACAGAGUGAACGGAGAGAAGAAGAAGAAGGGAGAAGGGGAGAAAGAGCGACAGAGCUCGCACCAAAUACAAAAAACAUCAAAUUCAUGCAUUACACACGCAAGUACAUGCACACAGAAAUCAGUCUGCAAAUGAAGUAGAGAAAAAAAAGACAUGCAUGGCAAGAAGAAACAGAUCCAAAAGUUUUCCAUCAUACUCAACGCAAACACAAAUACGAACAGUUUAUAAUUUCGUUUUGUUUAAACAAGUUGUGCAAAUUUUUUUUAAAUAAAUUUUCAGGAUUUCUUCUGAAAAUCAAAUGCUGUUGCUAUCAAGUAUAAAAAUAAAAAAAUAUUAGUAAAUUACGAAUUUA
Molecule: messenger RNA, 4792 nt
Organism: Contarinia nasturtii (swede midge)
Lineage: Eukaryota; Metazoa; Arthropoda; Insecta; Diptera; Cecidomyiidae
Gene: FANCI
Product: Fanconi anemia group I protein
Exons: 13
Coding region: 65-4327 (1420 amino acids)
Biological process (GO): DNA repair
Molecular function (GO): DNA polymerase binding
Source: RefSeq, a predicted model, not a curated record